Messenger RNA from Fraxinus pennsylvanica, 543 nucleotides. The record is from the annotation of a GenBank genome assembly. Lineage: Eukaryota; Viridiplantae; Streptophyta; Magnoliopsida; Lamiales; Oleaceae.
AUGAAGAAGGCCCCCGGUGGAGCUCCGGCUAACGUGGCGAUAGCGGUGGCGAGGCUUGGCGGAAAGGCUGCCCUCAUUGACAAACUCGAAGAGGAUGAGUUCGGUCACAUGCAUGCCGGUAUUCUGAAGGAAAACGGCGUCUCCGCCUAUGGAAUCCCCUUUGAUAAAGGAGCAUGGACUGCCCUCGCUUUCGUCACCCUACGCGUCGACGAAGAGCGUGAGUUCAUGUUCUACAGGAAUCCCAGUGCUAACAUGUUGCUCACUCCCGAUGAAUUGAAUCUCGAACUCAUUAGAUCUGCAUUGAAUGGUAUAUAUCUAUUGCCUUUGAGUGGAUCCUCGAACUUCUACAUUUUGCUCCGGAAUCCCACUUGUCGAAGUCGGCAUCAAACUAACUAUGUUUCUACACAAGAGGCUCCAAUAAGGACUCGUGUUUGGGUAGCAGGCCAAGUAAGCGAUUAUAUCUGUAAACAAGUUCAACUCAUCACAGUCCAAGUGAAGCGAUUUGGAUAUCUAGUGGUUGAAGAUCAUUCGAAAUGCUCCUAG